Messenger RNA from Cololabis saira (Pacific saury), 4857 nucleotides. Its product is annotated as phosphatidylinositol 4-phosphate 5-kinase type-1 alpha-like. The coding region runs from base 36 to 1835 and encodes 599 amino acids. The record is from RefSeq and is a predicted model, not a curated record. Lineage: Eukaryota; Metazoa; Chordata; Actinopteri; Beloniformes; Belonidae. The transcript has 16 exons. Gene Ontology annotation, molecular function: phosphatidylinositol kinase activity. Gene Ontology annotation, biological process: phosphatidylinositol metabolic process.
UGCUGCCGGGCUGAGGGAGCUGCAGUUCCACCGUAAUGGCGACUGCUGGAACAGCAGACUCGGGAUCAACAGUCCCGGCAGGGACCAGCAGUAUUCGAAAAAUGGCCCCUGCAGAGAUGCCUGGCUCCUCAGGCACGACUCAGAGUAUGAAGAAGACCAUUGGACACAGGGGGGUGGAGACCACCACAGGAGAGACCACAUACAAAAAAACCACGUCAUCUGCCCUGAAAGGUGCAAUCCAAUUGGGCAUCACUCACACAGUUGGCAGUUUAAGCCAAAAGGCAGAAAGAGAUGUUCUUAUGCAGGACUUUGUGGUGGUCGAGAGCAUCUUCUUCCCUGGUGAAGGCAGCAACCUGACCCCUGCUCAUCACUACAGUGACUUUCGUUUUAAGACCUAUGCUCCUAUUGCUUUCCGUUACUUCAGAGAGCUGUUUGGCAUCCGGCCAGAUGACUACCUGUAUUCUUUGUGUAAUGAGCCACUGAUUGAACUGUCGAACUCUGGAGCCAGCGGAUCCCUCUUCUAUGUUUCCAGUGAUGAUGAGUUCAUCAUCAAGACUGUUCAGCAUAAGGAGGCAGAGUUUCUCCAGAAACUUCUACCAGGUUACUUCAUGAAUAUAAACCAAAACAAGCGCACCUUGCUACCUAAAUUCUAUGGACUUUACUGCGUUCAGGCAGGUGGGAAGAAUAUCCGUAUUGUUGUCAUGAACAAUCUUCUUCCAAGGAUCGUCCCCAUGCACCUCAAAUACGACCUGAAAGGCUCCACAUAUAAGAGACGAGCCUCUCCUAAGGAACGAGACAAGGCUGUCCCCACGUACAAAGACCUGGACUUCAUCCAGGACCUGCCCGAUGGCCUGCUGCUCGAGGCCGACAACUUUAAUGCCCUUUGCAAGACUAUUCAGAGGGACUGCUUGCUCUUGCAGAGUUUCAAGAUCAUGGAUUACAGUCUGUUGAUGGGGGUCCACAACAUAUACCAGGCAAAUAGAGAAAGGGAGCGAAGUGGAGGCAUUUCCGGGGAUGGUGUAGUGUUGGAGGGUGCGGUGACUCCAGAUCAGCGUAGGCCACAAGCCCAGAAAAGUCUGUACUGUACAGCCAUGGAGUCCAUCCAGGGGGAGGCUCGAGGGAAGGGAACCUUUGACUCAGAGGAUCACAUGGGAGGUAUUCCAGCUCGCAAUUCAAAAGGAGAGAGGUUGCUCAUCUACAUUGGCAUCAUUGACAUUCUCCAGUCCUACAGGUUUAUUAAGAAGUUGGAGCACUCCUGGAAGGCCUUGGUCCAUGAUGGGGAUACGGUUUCUGUUCACAGACCUGGCUUUUAUGCAGAGCGUUUCCAGCAGUUCAUGUGCAACACAGUGUUUAAGAAAAUUCCACUUAAACCGUCACCAUCUAAGAAGAGCCGUGGUGGAGGUCAAGGAGGACUUAGAAGGGCCCCCACUCUGGGAGCUCCCACCCCACUCUCCUACGGGACAGGGCAGUCUGCUGUCGACUCCAGACACGUCUAUCACAGCCAUUUUAAAAGCACCGAGUCAGAGGGUGACGGUGGUGUGCAGUUGGGAAAGCCAGAUCUGGUCCCGAGGACGCCUCCGCUGGCUGAUAAUCCUGCUGACUGUGAAGCCAACCUGUCCACCUCAUCACUAGGCAGCACAGGAGUUGCCUCCGCCUCUCCUCCCCUCCGGUCUGUAGGAGUGGAAGUCCACAAAUCAGCAAACACUGAGCUUGAGAAGGAAGCCUUUCACAGUUUGGAGGCGGAAGGGGCUGCUGAUAAUUCUGCCAACCUGUCCGGAAAUGAAGAUGUAGUAUCUCUUUCUGACAUAAUCCCCGAGACCAAUAUCUGUUUUUGAAAGAGAACAUCAACACACCACCUGCCAUCUACGGAGAUGAGGUACUUCUGGACAAUGGGGUGGGCGGAUGUAAGGACAAAGUGAAUGAAAUCCAUCUAUCCACCACCACACCGCUGUUAUUUUCUCAGCUCUGCAGCGUUCACAGGAGCCACUGGAUGAAGCUGAAAGCUGCAGAGACACUGUGACAAUGAGGAGAUUGUAGGGUGUGGUAGAGUUCAAACUUUCCAAACCAUCAUCCAUGUGUCCAUAUUAGUCCACUGCUGUUCCAGAGAAAGUCCUAUGAUCCUUAGUUGGCAGCUUUGAUGUAGCUGUUACAGUCCUACAUUUACAAAACAAAUUUAUUUCAGGUGCUUGCCAAGAAGACAUAUGAAACAAAAUGAAUUGUAUAUUAUUUAAAAAAAAAAAAAAAAAAAGCCCAGGUCCCCAUAACCAGUGGAUGGUGAAGAGCCAGUCUUCCUGUCUUCCUGCCCGCAGUCCACCGUAUGAGAAAGAGAGAGUGGGCAGAGACAGAUAAGCACAAACACACUCACUCCAGAGCACAUGAAAGGCAUUUGUCUGCAUGGGACUGGUGAAUAUUCUGUGUUCACAUACAGUCCAAGUGAGCUCACAUUUCCGUGUCUUGCACUUCAGUGUACUGUUCAUACUUGUACAACUCCCCUCUGCACUCCUCAUCAGCAGAGACGUUGAACUAAGAGUGUAAUCCGUAGAAAUCAUUCAAUCAGCUCUUGCUGCUGCAUCUCCAGUCGAGUAUGCAUUUCUCAUUACUAACUGUUGAUGUUCAGUAUUUGUUUGAAACUACAUGUUGGAAGGAAAGAAGAAUGUGUUCGUCCAAACCUGCGAAGUGGUUUAUUUCAAAUUAUAAGUUAUUCUUCUAGAAGCCACAGGGGUGCUACGUAGAUCUUGCCACUGCUGAAUGUAUUUUAGGUUUUGCUUGCAUAAAAUGUGUCUUAAAACACUUGACAACAUUUAUACAAACCCUAAAAAUCUCCCCGUCUGAUGUGGCCAUGUGUGCUGGACAAAAAAUGCUCACACAUUUAUAGUGUUAAUUUAAAAGAACAGUAAUAAUUUUAAGUUACUGCCUGUUGUCUGUCAUGUCUGUGCCUUUCACACGUCUUACUGUCCCUCAACAUUUUCAUGUAUCACUGAUAUUUUUUUAAGGUUAAUGCUCUUGUCGCACAUGGAGACCUGCCUUAUCUUCUACAGCUGUAGUCGCCAAACUGCCAUUCGUGCAUCUGAACCAGCCAAUCAGUUGAGAGGGUUUAAAAGAAUUUCCGAUUUUAUAGCAAACACUAGCACAGCCCCCUUUUUUGGUUAUGUCAUCACUGUGGCUCAUCAUUUCUGCAGUUAAUUUUUUGUUCUCACAACAGAUGAUAUGGAUAUCUGUUUCAAAUUCAUUUCUGCUGGUUACAGAAAUGACUCCUGCCCACAUUCACUCUUGGACCAAUGUUACUAACUGUGGAGGUAUUUGUGUUUUGCUUUUUUUUUUUUUUUUUUUAACUUAGUGUUAUGUGGCUUUUUGUAAAAAAUAGACUUUGGUUAUUUUAUUGUUUAGGGGUAGAAACAAGCUACUGAGGAGGAUGGAAGAAAGCUUUUACACCAUCAGAGAUUUCUGAUAGAGAAGUUUGACUCACUACCUAGUGAAUGUAGCAGAGCUCGACAUCAUCUCAUCUACGGAGUUAUUGCUGUUACAGUGUUAAAGCACAAGUGGUCUAUGCAGCAGAGAGGGAGCGGGGGAAAUGGGAGUUGUCAAUAUGAAAAGAAGGAAAAUUGUUAAUAAAUGCACAGAGUUGAGGAUUUAGGACUGAGGUUUUCUUUUUCUGUAUUCUAAAAAUGUUAGGGCACCAAAGAGAGGAAAAGACGGGUGAAGAGCUCCUGUCUAGUAUGGCAAAUGUCAAAGUUAAACGAGAUGCUCCUUUAUGGACUGACAUGUUGUAUGUGGUCAUAAUGCUGGGCUGACCUGUGUUUUAAGGAUCUGUCUUUGGAUAAAAGAAAAACUGGAUGUUUUCACCAGUCAACAGUUUCAUGUCUGAGAGACUGCAUCUGUCACAAAAGCAGUCCUUGUUAGACUUUUUAGAUUUAUCAAACCAUUGGUUUACUUUAUGAGUGAUAACAUUUCAAGAUUCUACAUGACAUUCCUUUAAAAUGUCUGCAUAGUAAAGUUGUGAUACCUUUUAUGACCUGCUGUUUACCACCAGAUACCAUAAUGUACUUAAGUAUUUCUUGGGGUUUGUUGAAAUGUUAAAAUCUGAUCAUUUCAGAAACAUUGGUUGAGAAUAAUAAUUCCAUUCAUUGAUAAUAAAGGAAACACUCUUGGAAUUUGAUUUGGACAAGAAAACGAGAACAAGACAAAAAAAAUCACUCAAAUCAAGAUUUUGUAAUAUCUGAAUUUUAAUUUUUUGUCUUUUAACUUCUCUAAAUGGUUAGUACUUGUUAUUUGGUGGCUGCAAAACAGGUCUGUCUUUGUUCUGUACCACAUUGUGGCACAAGAAAAUUUUCCGCUCGGUGCUUUAAGGGUUGCGUCAGGCAGUUGUAGACACUACAGUGACUUUAAAGAAAUGCAAUAUAUACCACAAACUGCCACCUUACAGCUCCAAGAGGUAUAUUUAAAAGUAGGACUGAUUGCUGUAGGUUAAGAUGAUGAAAGUUGUAUUAUGUACUUUAGUUGAUUGUAUGUAAACUGACAGAAGGAUGUCUGAAACUUUAUAGCUUGUAUUGCCUAUAAGGGGAGACUGAGACAAUUUCACCUUUUUAUAUUCUAUGUUUAGAUUGUGAUAUGAUGUAUUCUCUCCACAAUGAUUCUGGGUUGUUAAUCUCCCAUUCUUUUUCUACAUGAAUGUUUCACAUGGCUUAGGAGCCAACAUUGCUGGUUGUCCUCUAUGCUUCAAUUACUAUAUUUUUACUGUGUAUAAAAUGUGUAUAUGUACAUAUGAGUCACGGAAAUGCCUUGUCAUGCAACAUGUGCCGCCUCUCCCUCCUACCAUGUUUCAGUUAUGUGGUGGUGAUGUUUUCAUGUCUGAUUUUA